Patiria miniata (bat star) is the source of this 891-nucleotide messenger RNA. RefSeq names its product zinc finger protein 782-like. Lineage: Eukaryota; Metazoa; Echinodermata; Asteroidea; Valvatida; Asterinidae. The transcript has 2 exons. Bases 1 to 891 code for a protein of 296 amino acids. Gene Ontology annotation, cellular component: nucleus. Gene Ontology annotation, molecular function: RNA polymerase II transcription regulatory region sequence-specific DNA binding; DNA-binding transcription factor activity, RNA polymerase II-specific. The record is from RefSeq and is a predicted model, not a curated record. Gene Ontology annotation, biological process: regulation of transcription by RNA polymerase II.
AUGUCCCUUAGAGCUAGCCCUAGGUUGAGAGCACUUGGUCCCAAAACACCCUUGCCGGUGGUGGAGCCAUCGAGUAAAAAAAGGAAAAAAGGAAAAAAAGGGAAGAAGAAGCGCAAACUUGACAAAUACGUUUGCAAGACCUGCUCAAAAGAGUUCAGACGUCUGGGUCGCUACGAGAACCAUUAUGUGUUGCGGAAAUUCACAACCUUGCAUGAACUCCGGAAACACCAGCGCCUGACUAAGCUGGCGAUCUCGAACGGUGAACCCAACGAUCACGUCCCCGUCAAGUGCAAGCUGUGCCCCUUCGAGAUCAAUUCCAGGAGUGAGGGACGGCAGCACAAGCGCUCGCACAGCAGCAAAAGGCAGAAACAACGGCCUUACGUCUGCAGCCACUGCAAGGAGCGCUUCAGCCAACUCACCCUGCUGGGCGUGCAUGAGAGGAGCCAGCACUGCCAGACUUCCAACACAAGCAAGGAUUGCCCGAAGUGUCGGCACAUCUUCAGAACGGAAGCCGACCCUGAACAGGACAUGCCCUGCAGGCUUCAGCUCAUCCAUCAGAUACAUAGCUACUCCAAGACCACAAGCGUCCAUGCCUGCCACGUAUGUGGUAAGAAGUUCAAUAGCUCCUCAAAUCUCGGCAAGCACCUUGCCACCCACUUUGAUUUUGAUUUGCACAAGUGUGACUCCUGCCGGAUGGAGUUUGAAGACGAGCAAAGCUUGAAAGAGCACAAUUGUUCAAAGAAACUGGAGGCUCCCACUAAACCCAUUCUGGUGGUCAAGUUCGUGUCCCAGCCCCACGGUGGUGCCAAUCGGGCCAUGAUGGUACAGCCUGUCAGCACUUCGGAUAGCACCUAUGGAGAAACUAACCAACCAUUAAGCCUGGUCCACUGA